Messenger RNA from Strongylus vulgaris, 636 nucleotides. Lineage: Eukaryota; Metazoa; Nematoda; Chromadorea; Rhabditida; Strongylidae. The record is from the annotation of a GenBank genome assembly.
AUGCAAAGGAUGCAGCAGAUUUAUGGAGGCCCUGAAGCCAUCAUGUCCAUGGAUGAUUGUUCGCAUCUGAAAGAUGCGCCUGGAAGGUAUAUGCAGGUGUUCAACGUAGAUCCGAUUCCCACUCCUUGUCCUUUCGAAGACGCUCAUGUCAAUCCAGCUAUAAAAGAUUAUUAUCGUCAUUAUAAUAUCCGCGACUUUGAGUACAGCAGAGUGGAAGAACGGAAGGAUACCAAGUGGACGUCUGUUAAAGACACGGAGCUCAUGCGAACAUGGAUUGUUAAGAGAACUGUUGUAACCUAUGAGCGUUUGCCCGGUAUACUAAGAUCCACGCAGAUAAUCUCCACUUCCCCUCCAAUUUAUGUGAAUCCUCUACGUCGCUCUGUAGAUCAAAUGCAAAGGAAAAAUGCUGAACUCAUGGAAACUGCGUUAUUAGUGUUGCUAGAUCGACUGCAUGCGGUGAAAAAGUUGUCUGGUGAGAUAUUGGGUGUUGUACGACCAGCGGUUAUGGGAGGCGUCAGCAACUACGAGGUCUUUUUCUCUGAUGAAUGCGCCAGGAUAUACGAUUCUGAGGAGAAGCAACUGGCUAUGCAGCUGAGUGCUUUAAUAAUAGAACAGGUAGAAUUUCUGAACUUUUAG